AUGGAAUCGUUCGGCCCUCUUGCGGUCGUUUCGGCCACUAUUCUUUCUGUAAUCGCUGUUUUUUAUAUCGGUAUCAUGGGGCCUUCACGUUACCACCGUAACGGCGUUGUUGGGUGGUUAUACCGAGGCAUGGUGAAGCUCCCACAUGCGUGCGUCAGUUGCUGUUGUUGCCGUAGUGGAACCAGCGGUGGGUUAUUCAGCUGCUUCAUGAAAACCCGGUGUGGUCGUUGUUUCCACUACCUUAUGAAUGAGCGUCAUUGGGGUUUAGUUAUUCUCUACAUCAUCCUCGUAUGGCCUGUGGAGAUUGCAUAUUUAGCACUGGUUGCCAUGCGACUCAAGGCAUCACUUCUCUCCAAAAUGGUUAGUUGGGGGCUCGUCCUUUUCUCUGAAGUUGUUUACUUCGCUGCCGUCUUUUCAGACCCGGGGACUGUCACAUCGCGGUCGGAAAAGGACGCUCAAAAGCGUGCAUUUGCCACAGCUGGUGGAGCAAAGCCACAGAUGAAAAAGGGUCAUGAAGCAACAAGAAAGGGCGAGGAGCGAAUGCAAUAUCGGAAGUUUUUACUUUCCCCUCGUGCAGAAGAGGAGCAGGGUCAGCGCUACGUUGUGGAUGGGAUCCUUUACGGAAAGGAUAGCACCCGCGGUUGUGGAGUUGAGUGCCCCACCUGUAAUGUCCCCCGCCCCAGCCGUAGCAAACACUGUCGGAUGUGUAACCGCUGUGUUCGGCGCUAUGAUCAUCAUUGCCCGUGGAUAAACAACGACGUGGCGGAGGGUAACCACCGUUGGUUCUUGCUGUUUCUCCUAAUACACAUCAUCGAAUGUAUAUGGGGACUCUGGGAUUUGUACACAAUGGUGGUGCAGUUUCUAACAGCGCAAGGUUUGUGGGUGUCGGCCAUCAGGUUCGCUAACGGAUACACAUACCGCAUAACAAAUAUCCAUCGCCUCUUUGCAAUCGCGACGAUGCAUCCUUUGGUGCUCUUCUUGAUUAUUUUUGCCGCUCCCAUCACUGUUGUUCUAGCGGUUUUUUGGCUGCAGCAAAUGUCAUUUGUGGUGUCAAACGUUACCAUCAACGACAUGAACAAAAUAGACACAACAAUAGACUUUAUCACCACUUUACCUACAGCGACAGAUGUGUACGAGGAGGCGCAAAACGUGCGUUCCGUGCUUGAAAAUGUCGCAGCGCGACCACCCCGACGGCUGAGGGCGCUGAAAAGGCCAUCGGCAGAGGCGAUUGUUGUGGGAAGCAAAAAGGAUAAGGCAUACCGUAAAGAGGUGAGUAAGAUGCUGAUGAGCGACCUAAAGGGGUUGUUUAACCGUGGGGUAUGGAAUAAUCUGAAGGAGGUGAUGUUUCCCUACAGUUGA
This is a messenger RNA of Trypanosoma brucei brucei TREU927, 1359 nucleotides long. RefSeq lists its product as hypothetical. The record is from RefSeq and is a predicted model, not a curated record. Gene Ontology annotation, biological process: protein targeting to membrane; peptidyl-L-cysteine S-palmitoylation. The transcript has a single exon. Gene Ontology annotation, molecular function: protein-cysteine S-palmitoyltransferase activity. Lineage: Eukaryota; Euglenozoa; Kinetoplastea; Trypanosomatida; Trypanosomatidae. Gene Ontology annotation, cellular component: Golgi apparatus; endoplasmic reticulum. Bases 1 to 1359 code for a protein of 452 amino acids.